Messenger RNA from Beauveria bassiana ARSEF 2860, 519 nucleotides. Its product is annotated as membrane-associated progesterone receptor component 1. The coding region runs from base 1 to 519 and encodes 172 amino acids. Gene Ontology annotation, cellular component: endomembrane system; membrane. The record is from RefSeq and is a predicted model, not a curated record. The transcript has 2 exons. Lineage: Eukaryota; Fungi; Ascomycota; Sordariomycetes; Hypocreales; Cordycipitaceae.
AUGGACUACGUCCAACAACGAAUGAAUGAAGAGGCGGCCAAGGGACCAGCCAGUGACUCCCUCUUCACGCCCCUCAACUUCAUCCUCGUCUCCGCCGUCGUCUACGCCGUCUACACGCUCUUCCGCGCCCCCGCCAAGCACGACAUCCCCAAGCCCCCUGCCGCCAUCGUCUUCCGCACCUACACCCCGCGCACACUGCUACCCUUCGAUGGCCAAGACGGCAGCCCCGUCUACAUGGCCGUCCGCGGUCGCGUCUUUGACGUGUCGUCCGGCCGCAACUUUUACGGCCCCGGCGGGCCCUAUGCCAACUUUGCGGGCCGCGACGCCAGCCGCGGCCUUGCCAGCCACAGCUUCGACGAGGACAUGCUGACAAAGGAUCUCGACGGCCCCUUGGAUCCCUUACAGGACCUGGAUGCCGAGCAGAUUGAGGCCCUCGAGGGCUGGGAGGCCCGGUUCAGCGAAAAAUAUGAGGUAGUCGGCCGUUUGGUGUCCGUGACCGACUUUGACGCGGGUAAAUAA